AGCGGACGCUUCACGCGUGGUGGCGGCAAAGCGCUCCGAGGAUAUACGUCAUUGAGUGAUGCAGGUUACUGCAGUGAUGGAGACAGCUUCUGUUAAAGGUUACUUCAGUAAUGGAGGAAACCUCCAGAAAGAUGAACUGUCUAAUCCUAAGAAAGAAAACAUGUUAUCGUCCAAUGGUUGUAAUGAAGACAAAUUGACUGUUAAAGAAGACAAAGAUGACUGGGAUUCCUUGUCCUUAGAACAAAGAAUUAACAACAAAGAAAUCGACAGUAUUCAUAAGAUAGAUUUAUUGGAGCCAUCUUUUUCACCAAGUCAAGAUACUAACGUAGAAAGUAUUCACUCUCUGUCAAGUGAGUUUGAAGACAGUAUUGACUGUGCUUUCUUGAAUGAAACAUACUCUAUACAUUUUGCAGAGUCAAAGGUAAAUAACGAAAGUCCUAUUCAUUUAAAUUCAGAAUUACAACCUGAAAUGCAGAAACAAAGGGAGGUAUUUUUUGAUAUUUUGGAACAUCAAGGUAAUAAGACCAGUGGCUUGGAAAGAUGCCUCAAGAUUUCAGAUGAUGAUUAUAAAGGAACUGCUGAAGAUAUGCAAAAGCAUGAUAUAAAUGAGGACUCACAGCAGGAAUAUCACAGUGCAGAAGAACAAGAAUAUAUAAGUAACAAUUUAUCUUUUGACCGAGCAAAAACAUUGAGUAUAUGUAAUCCCAAAAGUGUGGAAUUAAGAAAUUCAGCUUAUGAAGUUAAAUGUUCUAGCAAUCUAGAAGAUAAUCAUGUUAGAUUAGAAAGUGGUUCUAUCAUUUCUUUAGAUUCAGUUGAUGUUUAUGGACAAGAAGAUUCACCUGAUGGCUCCAAAUUUCAGAAUUCUGUGAUGUUAAGAGAAUAUCAUGAACUAAAGCGUGAAAAAUGUAAGGAACAAGAGACUAGUUUAAUGUACCACACAGUGUUUGAUGAAACUGUACUAAGAAGUAGUUCUCCUGAUACCCAGGAAUCUCAGUCUAAGAUUGGUUUCUUGAACCUCCAAAAAGCAGUAAAAACUAAGUCUAAUACUGAUAAAAUGAAAUCUCAAAUAACUGAAAGUAAAGAUUUCUGUGGAAAUACAAUUGUUGGGAACAAUGUCCUACAGCAGCUGGAAAAUUCUAGUGCAUUAUCACACAACAAAGCUUUCGGGACAUUACUCCAAUCCUGUAAAGAUUGUCAAGCUUCCUGGACCUCUAUUUUUGAUGAUUCAGUGAUUUCUGCCUGUGGCUAUUCACAUUUUAAAGUCCUGCAAAACACACCUGACCAAACCUUGGAUUUUUCAGUCACUCUGCCAAAGGUUGCAGUGAAAGAUAAUCAGGCAACAGAAGAAGAUAGCUCCCUAAAAGCUACUAAUUGUACUACCACAAAUAAAGCAUGCUUUCAUGAUAUGGAAAGGACAUGUCCUAAACUGGUGACAGAUGCAGCGAGUUGCACAGUUACAGUUAAUCAGACAGUGGACGUCAGCACUGAUUUUAGGGCUUGUUUCACAACCAGCAGGGCGACAAGUGCAAGAUCUUCAGUAGUAUCUACAUCGAGCAAUACAGAGAUAACAAUGAUGAGUAAAAAACGGCCUGGCGAAUGGCAGAGUGAGAAACACAGAAGUGUGGCUUGUAACACAGAUUGGUCAUACCGUCAAGAGUGUGUGGAUACACAGAUGGCUAUGACAAAAGGACUGGGAAAAUCCCUCUCAGUUGACAGUUUAAAACCUUAUGGAAAUUUCCUAAAUAAGGAUUCCUUGGAAUUAAGAAAAACAUUUGAUAACACAGACUUAAAGAAACAGAAUUCUGAGAGAGAAUUUCAGCUUUCUAAAGAGAUGGAGAAUUUGCCAUCAAAGUGCUGCCAGAAAAUUAUGCAGAGGGCCAUGAAAGCAGAGCUGCACCUUCUAAACGUUCACUAUCAGAUGUGUUAUCACCAUUGUUGUGACAUUUAUAAACUUGUGUUGGAAAAUAGGGAAGGAUCAGAUAGGAGGUUAUCAAGUAAUUCUGCUAAAAAGGAAUUAGGAUCAGCACUACUAUCUGUUUGGGGAGACUUAAAAGUUCGAUAUGCAAGUUUGAAAGAAAAAAUAAACAAAGGCAUACCACUGGAAGAGCUGCCCCCACUGUCAGUGGAAUCAAAGUUAUUAUCUACCUUCUCUACUUUUGCUUCAAGGUUAAUGAAAGAAGAAUCACAAGUCUUUUCAGGAGCAGAUUCCAGACUAGAUAAUCAAAGUGCAUGUGACGGUGUUUCUUCAAGUCUGAAAAAGACGCCCUCUCAAAUAUCUUUAUUAUCUGACAAUUGUCAUCCCAAACAAGAUACGUCACCUAAGAAUGAUGGUUUAAAUAAUGGUGAUAUAAAUGUCGACUUUAGUCAACUGAAACUUGAUGAUAAAGACUGUAAAAAUUAUCAAGAACUAAGUGAAGACUGGUUUGAUGCUAAAGAGAACCUUACAGUAGUUGACUCCUCAGGAACACAAGAGAAUCAAAUGGAACAAGACAGACGGAAUCUGAAGUUGACACUAGAAAUGAAGAAUUUUGAACCUUUACGAAGAGAUAAAGGUUAUUUGAUACACGUUGGUGGUCUCUGUCCUUCAGUAUCUGAGGCUGAUUUAAGGUCUCAUUUCCAAAAAUACCAAGUUUCUGAAAUUUCAAUUUAUGAUUAUUCUAAUUACAGAUAUGCAUCUCUUGCUUUUAAAAAAAACAGUGAUGCAAAGACUGCUGCAAAAGAAAUGAAUGGAAUAGAAAUAAACGGAAAGUCAGUAAACGUGCGGCUUGUUAAAACUCCUGGAGAAUAUACAUCACCAAUGUCCUCCAAAAAUGGAAGUAGAGUUAGUUUGAAUAAUUUGGAGAAAAGCACAAACAAAGAAAUCAACUCACCCUCCUCUCUUUCUAGAUUGCCCAGAACUAGACCGAGGCAGUUGGCAUCUGAGCAGGACAGUGAGUUUUUCCCUUUGGACCAUAAGAACGUGAAGAAGAAUUGUAAACAAAUUGAAUCUACUAAAUUGUUACCUGAUGCACCUAUUCUUCAAUUCAUACCUCCAAAUACUUUGAACUUGCGUAGCUUUACCAAGAUCAUGAAGAGACUGGCUGAGUUACAUCCAGAAGUCAGCAGAGAUCGUAUUAUAGAUGCUCUUCAAGAAGUGAGAUUAAAUCAUAAAGGUUUUCUGAAUGGCUUAUCUAUAAAUACUAUUGUGGAAAUGACUUCAUCUGUUCUGGAAAACUCUGCUUCUGCUUAGGAAUAAAAGAAGCAAUAAAGAGACUCUUCUUGGAACGCAUGAGUGCCCUUCUCCAGAGAAUGUUCCACAGCACUUAGGAAAAAGUGUGGUAGCAGCAAGAUGAAGUAAUUAAAUAGGCAUUAUCAACAGAUUUUGCUGUUUAUGUUUUACUUUUUAGCCCUCCCUUAAAAACCUAGCAACUGUUGUUUCUUCAGUAUUAAGACCAUCUGUAUAUAAAAUUAAAAGAUAAUUUAAAUAAGUUUAUAAGCUUUAUAUUUCAAACUUGUUACUUAGAGACUUUAAGCUACAUGUUUUGGAUCAGGAAAAAUGGUAUAGUUUCCAUUAAAGAAAAAACACCUUUGUCGAAUCAAUUUAUCAAAAUAGUGCAUGAGAGGUUUAUUAUUGUUUCAGAGUUCAUUAAAUGAUUUCCACAGAGGAAAAAUGUAAUUUUGUAAUUAUUUCUAUAGAUGAAAAAUGUGAAUCAUCUGAAGUUUGUGUCUUGGUUCCAGUUUUUCUAAUUGCCCAAGACUCUUGGACCAUAGGAUAAUAAAUAAACUGAAUUUAUAGAUGUAAGAAAUUUUGGAACUUGUAUAUUUUUAAGCUUCCAAGAUUAUUACCUUACUACUGUGAUAUAUUUAAUGCAUUUUAUGCAUUAUAAUUGCAGUAUAAAACAUUCAAAUGUAUUGUUCCUGUUUUCACUGAGAAUGAACCGAAGCGUGCUUUUGGUAAAGUACCUAAAUGUUCAGCAGAUUGCUUGCAUUCAUUUUGUGUUAAAUUCUGUUGUAUUAAAUUAGGGGAUGAGUUGGAACAAUUUUUAAAGCCUAAUGUUUUGCCUUAUCUGAUAGCAAUAAAUAAUAUAGGCUUAUUUAAUAGCUUACUAUCUUAAAGUAACAUACUGUGAAAAGUUGCAUUUU
Molecule: messenger RNA, 4122 nt
Organism: Choloepus didactylus (southern two-toed sloth)
Lineage: Eukaryota; Metazoa; Chordata; Mammalia; Pilosa; Megalonychidae
Gene: RBM44
Product: RNA binding motif protein 44
Exons: 16
Coding region: 59-3229 (1056 amino acids)
Molecular function (GO): RNA binding
Source: RefSeq, a predicted model, not a curated record